UUGAUCUAACUCUCUUGCUCGAUCUACAUCUCUUUCUCACCCACUCUGUAUUUUUUUGAAUUUAUCGAUUAGGCUAUUUUGAAUGAUUUUUCAGAGAAUAGAUUAGGGUUUUCUUAGGAUUUGGUUGGUUUUGUUGCUCUUUUGGUUGAAUAUUGGCUGCUUUGUGUGCUUUCGAUGUGGUUUGUUGGGUUAUGCUAGUAAAGUCAUAUAGGUGUAUAUAUGUGUUGUCAGAUCUACCUUCCUUGCUAUUGUUGCUAAUAUCAUAGUAAUAAACAUAUAUGUGAGAGAAUUAGGCAUUUGUUGCUCAUCUGGUGUAGGAUCCGAAGCAUUCGUGUGGCCCUUGUGUCUUUCUCUCCACCUCUCUGGUUUGGGUCUUAAGAUAUUGCAUGGUUUCCCCACCUAAGAUAUGAUUUGGUCUACUUAUUUUCAAACUCUGUUUUGUUGUUCUGACAGUGUACGUGAUUGAGUGAAAGGGUUCAGUGUUUGUGGCUCAGGAGUGGUGUUGUAUUUGGACAUUUGGUGCCUCUUGAAAGGUUAUUUCCUAACUAAGUAUUACUAUUUAGUAAUAGUUGCAUUGAUUAAAAAUGAUUGAUAAAAGUUGGAUAGAUGAACCACAAAAUAGUGUUGCAUAUAAAAAUGGUGUAAUUCAAUUUCUUGACUUUGCUUUUCUAAAUAUUCCGCAAAAUGGAAAAAUUUUAUGCCCUUGCAAAUCUUGUGUUAAUAGUUAUAGAAAAUAUAGAAAUGAAGUGUAUGAUGACUUGAUUUGUAAUGGAAUUUUGAUAGGGUACAAAACUUGGUUUUGUCAUGGUGAGAGAGAUACAUCUAAUACUGCAUCUCAAGUUGGUGGUACCACUAUUGAGUCGACAUCACACACACACAUUCCAAUUAGAAACAUGGUAGAUGAUUUGUUACGUUACAAUUAUGGUCCUACAGAAAUGAAUAAUGAAAAUGCACAAGAACCAAUUAUUGGAAUACUUAUAUGUCAAAUUUCAAUGAAACACCAAACUUCGAAAGUAAUAAAUAUUACGAUCUACUUAGAGAUUGUAAUGACGAGUUGUACCCAGGGUGUACGACAUAUUCAAAGCUUGAAUUUAUUGUAGAGCUUUAUCAUACUAAAACUAUUAGUUCGUGGAGUAAUAACUCGUUUGAUAGAUUACUGAAAAUAUUGAAAAGAUUAGUUCCAGGGAUUAAAAUACCUGACUCAUACUACGAAACUAGAAAGCUCACUAAUGAUUUAGGUUUUAAAUAUGAAAAGAUUCAUGCAUGCCCAAAUGAUUGUAUGUUGUAUUUCAAAGAUAAAAAAAGUGUGAAUCAUGUUCAGUUUGUGGUAUGUCUAGAUGGGCACCCGAAGAUAGCACAACUUCUAGGACUAAAAAGAAGAAAAGAAAACCAGCAAAAAUAGUGCGUUAUUUUCCACUUAAAAACAUGUUGCAGCAAUGGUUUAUGUCUUCUAAAACAGCUGAGGAUAUGAGAUGGCAUGAUAAAGGUCGCACUUAUAAAGAUGGUUUGUUGAGGCACCCCGAUGAUUCUGAAUCGUGGAAAGCCUUUGACUCACAACAUCCAGAUUUUACUGCCGAACCUCGUAAUAUUAGAUUAGGGUUAGCUAGUGAUGGUUUUAAUCCAUUUGGUAAUAUGAGCAGUUCUUAUAGCACAUGGCCAGCGAUGUUAAUUAUUUAUAAUUUGCCUCCAUGGAUGUGUAUGAAACAAACAUACAUUAUAUUGUCAACUCUUAUACCUGGCCCAAAAAUGCCAGGUAAUGACAUUGAUAUUUAUUUACAACCAUUAAUUGAAGAUUUGAAUGAGUUGUGGGAUGUUGAUAUUGAUACAUUUGACGCCUCAACGAAACAGUUUUUUCAUUUGCAUGCAGCUUUGAUGUGGACAAUUAGUGACUUUCCAGGGUACGAUAACUUGUUUGGGUGGAAUACCCACUCACGACUUGCAUGCCCAUCUUGUACUUACGACACUGAUUCUAGGCGGCUUAAACACAGUAAAAAAUUUUGUUUCUUAGGAUCAAGACGAUGGUUACCAAAAGCUCACAAUUUUAGGUAUGAUGCAUGAUCUUUUGUUGGAGGGACUGAACUUAGGCCAAUGCCUAUUCCACCAUCAGGUUCAUUAGUUUUAGAUCAAGUGAAGGAACUAGAUGUUGUUUUAGGGAAGAAACCACCUAGUUUAGGUCGAAAAAGAAAGCAACCUACCGAAAGUGGAUCGACAAGUAAACCUUCUGUUCAAUAUUGGAGGAAAAAAAACAUUUUUUUCAACCUCCCGUAUUGGGAAAAAAACAUUAUUCAUCACAAUUUAGAUGUGAUGCAUAUAGAGAAGAAUGUGUGUGAUAAUGUACUAGGUACACUAUUGAAUGAUCCAAUGAAAACAAAAGAUCAUUUGAAAGCACGCAAGGAUUUGAGGGAUUUAAAUAUAAGGCCUGAACUUUGGCCACAACUGCGUGGGUCAAGUAGAACAUAUUUACCCCCGGCUUGUUUCACAUUGUCGAAUGAGGAAAAAGUUUUAGUUUGUAAACUUUUAAAGAAUGUAAAAGUACCUGAUGGUUUUGCUUCAAACAUCUCUCGGUGUGUUGACAUCAAACACCAAAAGAUUUCAGGUCUUAAAAGUCAUGAUUGUCACAUUAUUAUGGAGCAACUACUACCCUUAGCCAUACGAGUAGUAUUACCAUACAGAGUCAGUUGUGUUAUCAUUGAAUUUUCUUGUUUUUUUAAAGAAUUAUGUUCUAAAGUACUUCAGGUGGAUGAGCUUGAAACUUUGCAAAAUCGAAUAGUACACAUGCUUUGUCAAAUGGAGAGAAUAUUUCCUCCAUCUUUUUUUACUGUCAUGGUGCAUUUAGUGAUUCAUUUAGCGGAUGAAGCAAAAAAGGGUGGGCCUGUACACCAUUGGUGGAUGUACCCCAUAGAAAGGUAUCUUGGCCACUUAAAGUCUUAUGUACGUAAUAGAGCUCGAGCUCAUCCCAAGGGCUCUAUAGCAGAAGGCUAUAUUGCCGAUGAAUGUCUAACAUUUUGUUCUAGGUAUCUAGAUGGUGUAGAAACAAGAUUUAAUAGACCAAGACGAGUGCACGAUAAUAAUGAUUUAGAAUCACCUCAAGGAUCUUCAUGGUUCCCUACAUUAGGACAACCAAAUGGUGGUUCAAAAUCUGAAAUUUUAGAUGAGAUCUCUAGGAUUCAAGCACAUCGAUACAUUCUAUUCAAUUGUGAAGAGGUCGACAAGUUUCAGAAGCAAUUGAAAUGGCAAGAACAAAAAGGAGCCUCCAAGUUACAAUUUUAACAGAAGAAGAAGCUAGGCUGCAGAGCCAAGCAUCUACAGAGGGUAAUGGUGUGCAAGCUGAAGAACAUGGAGAUUCUCAAGUGCAAUCUCAAUCAGAGAAUGCAAAUCAAGUGGAACUAGACGGCAUCGUU
Molecule: messenger RNA, 3401 nt
Organism: Tripterygium wilfordii
Lineage: Eukaryota; Viridiplantae; Streptophyta; Magnoliopsida; Celastrales; Celastraceae
Exons: 4
Coding region: 2089-3270 (393 amino acids)
Source: RefSeq, a predicted model, not a curated record